Medicago truncatula (barrel medic) is the source of this 1118-nucleotide messenger RNA. Its product is annotated as psbP-like protein 1, chloroplastic. The coding region runs from base 149 to 871 and encodes 240 amino acids. Gene Ontology annotation, cellular component: photosystem II; extrinsic component of membrane; photosystem II oxygen evolving complex. The transcript has 8 exons. NCBI's taxonomy places the organism in Eukaryota, Viridiplantae, Streptophyta, Magnoliopsida, Fabales, Fabaceae. The record is from RefSeq and is a predicted model, not a curated record. Gene Ontology annotation, molecular function: calcium ion binding. Gene Ontology annotation, biological process: photosynthesis.
UUAUUGGGACAUGAGAGGAUAGGUUGUGGUUACACUUUUAGCACAAUGGAUAAGUCAAAUUCAGAAGAGUGUCCUCCAACCACAUAGAUAGAACAAUAUAACACAAUAACUAUCAAGUUUCAUUUUCUUUGCAAAAUCCAAGCCAACAAUGGCAUCCCUUCAGACUUCACCUACACUUCACAGAACUCUCUUUCAAAACUCUUUCCCUCAGAAGCAUGGUAGUAGUAGUAGUAGUAGUAGUACUUUUCGUAGAAGAGAAGGCAUUUCCUUCAUUGUCAAAGCUGAACAAGAACUUUCAUCUUCUUCAACAGAUAUAUCAGGAAGGCGCCAAGCGAUUGCCAUUGCAGCUACUGCCCCAUUAGUUUUUCUGUUCAACCAAUCCUCAAUUUCUUUUGCCGCCGAUAAUAAGUCAGGAUUUCAGCCAGUUGUGGAUAGGAAAGAUGGAUAUCAGUUUGUCUACCCUUUUGGAUGGCAGGAAGUAGUGAUUGAAGGUCAAGAUAAGGUGUUCAAAGAUGUUAUCGAACCACUCGAAAACGUCAGCGUAACAAUGAUCCCAACAAGCAAACAGGAUAUUAAAGAAUUUGGGUCCCCUGAACAGGUUGCUGCAACUCUGAUAAAAAAAGUUUUGGCACCUCCAAACCAGAAAACAAAGAUAAUUCAAGCAACUGAGCGUGAGAUUGACGGAAAAGCAUAUUAUCAAUUCGAAUUCGUUGCUCAGGCUCCAAACUACACUCGACAUGCUCUCAGCGCAGUCUCCAUUGGCAAUGGUAAGUUUUACACCUUGACUACAGGAGCAAAUGAGAGAAGAUGGGGAAAGAUGAAAGACAGAUUGAACACCAUAGUAGAAUCCUUCCAACUUUUCAAAGUUUGAUUGCAAUCAAUUAUUUUGUACUACUAAAUAUAAUAAACUCUUCAUCGGCAAGAAUGUUCAUUUUCGAGUUUAUAUCUGUUUUAAUAGCUAUUCAUCAAUGGAGUCUUUGCAGUUAUGGUUGUUACUUCGGAAUUGCUAUUUAGAAGACAUAAUCAUACUGCAUAUAUAACAGUUAAUUGCAUCUAAAUAGCAAUUCUGGUCAAUCUUUAACAUAGAUUCCAUUCAUCAAUGUUAUGGUUGAAUAUAA